AUAAUAUUUUACACAUAGUUGUUAUUUAAAAGAAAAAAUGAUGCAUAUUAAGGAUUAAAAAUUGAUUAGUAAUUGACAAAUUGACUCUGAAAUAGGGCCAAAAUUAAUGGAAAAAUGAAAAAUAUGCUUUUACAAAGAGUGAUUGUUCUUUUAUAAUGUGUGACACUAAAAUGAUGCUGUUUUUACACAUUCUGAACAAUACAGUAUUCCACCGGAUUUUAACAUUUUUUUUCUGACACUCUUCCCUGAUACUUCAUUUUCUUGCAGCUUUUUCUUGAGGUGUUCCUGUAAGGACCCAAAAUUUUCCCCACAUUUUUGUCAUUUUUAGCUUAGAAUGCUUUUCUCCAGGCCAAAUAAUGUCAGAAGAGUACACAUUGCAAACAACCAAGACACUCUUACCUGAUAUUCCCUUUUAUUUUUUGGCUGCUUUUUCUUCAAGUGUUACUUUAAGAACCUCUGAAUGUUCCCCACUUUUUCUCAUAUUUUUAGCUUAAAAUGCUUUUCUCCAGGUCAAAUGCCGGAUAAGUGGUCACCGUAAACAACCAAGAAACUCAGGACUUGUGAAUUAUGUUCAGAAAUAAGGACAAGUCCUUAGAUACUGUCAGUCACAACACAUUAAUGAGAAGAUAACCGGCAGCGUCUCCCCACAGCAGCCUCCGAUGCUUUAAUAUCACCUCAUCCAGCAGCUCUGCUCCUCGGCCGUCUUUAAAAGCUGUUUAUUCUGCGUUAGUUGCUGCUCUCUGCCUCCUGAAUGGUGGCCGAGGGACUGCAGGAGCAGAGCUGCUUCAGGUAGAAAGAUGUGGGGAUAUUUGGAUGAUGAAACCAAGCUGCUUGUUAGCUCUAACUGCCUCCCUAAGAUGCCAAUUGUGCUCGUCCUGUCGCAGCUCUGGACUAAAUAAUACCACUUUUUUGAGGAGGAACCCAAGUGGCUCGUUCUCAAAACUUUUCCCCGACACCGGCUGUGUAAUUACAGCUGAUUUACUGAUUCCUUUUUGCUCCCUGCAGCAUUCUGCCCUCAGUUUAAUGCACAGGAAAACAGGAAAUCGAGCCUAUUUGUGUGCACAGUGUGAUAUGUUUAACCCGUCCUCACUGCAUCCAGUCAUCCGUAGCUUUAAACCUGAUGUUAGGUUCAUUUCCCAGGGACAGCUAUGAUGUUCCAUGUUCAAAAAAAUGUCAGAAGCCAAAAAAAAUCCCGAUAAACAUAGUUUAUAUCCCAUUAUUAACUCCAUUACUAAUCAUUUCAAUCAAUAUUUAGUGCAGUGGUGUUCUUUACCACAGAUCACGGUUCAAUGAGGAUAAUUCAGUAGUUUUUUCAUCAAAAAUAAAUGUUGAAACUUUUUUUAAUGUACAUUGGAAAGACCUACAUAAAAAAUACAACAGUUUAACAUUACAUUGAUUUUUUCUAAAUUUUAGUUUACUUUUCACAUUUUUUCUUUUUAUGGAAUAGAUAAAUUAACACAAGCUUUUGCUGUUCAUGGUACAAACAUGUGAAAUAAACCAUUUUAAUUUCGUAUGUUGAUUACACUUCUUAAGCCGAGCAGAAGAAGUUUGCUUCCAGAAAACGACUUUUAAUGAUAUUUUUUACUUUAAAUUUGACCAAUUUGACAGGCAACAUAAUAGGAGGGUUAACCAGAAACCGACUGAAACUUUUACCUGCAACUACGUCACAGAAGAGAGUUGGCAGUUAUGGAGAAACACGGUUUACACUUUUACCAGCUGCAAUGAUUUAUUUGCUCUACCAGGAGAAUAGAAAAAGACGAGGAAGACUCGAGCUUUCACAACAUCCCAACACAAACACCAGAGCUGCUCAUAAUGGAGUCUGCCAUUGGUGUCCUGGUGUCCCAGUUUAAGGCUUAUGCUGGAAGCGAUGGUUCCGCCGACACUCUGAGCAGAGACGAGUUUUGGAGACUGGUCAAAGCACAGCUGCCAAACUUUGUCAAGAACGCCGGACACCCCGCCGCCGUCGACCAGCUCAUGCGCUCUUUGGACGCCAACAACGACGGCGAGCUGAACUUCCUGGAGUUCUGGCAGCUGAUUGGACACCUCGCAAGCAAGCACGGGGGGUUCAGCCAAUAGAGUGUCCUCAGAUACCCCGUUGGACUUGUCAGAGUGCCAUACAGUUAGAAAAAAUGGGAAACGAGCCAAAUGGAAAACACCCUAAAGUGUCUCUGAGCUGCUGCACUCUUGUUUUUUUAAUUAUCAUUAUUAUUAUCAGUUUCUAUUCAAUGUGUCUCUCAGCAGCGGCUGCCAAACAGUGUCACCCAGAGGUGCCUGUGCUCACAGGUCCUCAGAGAAACUGCAGGGUGGGAAUGCAAUUGUCUGAGAGGCUGGAAAUAUGUGUGAGUAAGUAGAAUUCCUGGAAAACAUCACCUCCCUCCAGGACACAAACAGAGGCGUGGCACCUUCUGAACCACAUGUGAUGCAUUUUUAAAAAAUAAAUCUUCAAAAUAAAAUCUGAUUUAAAAGUAAAAUCACGUCUUUAGUCUCUGCUGCACAAACACUCUUUUGUUUUAUAUGUUUUUUCUACUUUCCUCACUAUCUUUCCACUCUGCACAAGUUUCAGGGUGUGGCUUUGAAUGCAUCUGUCCGCUGAGAAAGCUUUGAAGACGCGCGCACGGCAACAGGAGCGCGCACUUGUUCUUACAUGUUGAGAGGGGAAAAAAACUGUUGAAGCAAGAAAAAAAACAA
Molecule: messenger RNA, 2688 nt
Organism: Amphiprion ocellaris (clown anemonefish)
Lineage: Eukaryota; Metazoa; Chordata; Actinopteri; Pomacentridae
Product: protein S100-A13-like
Exons: 3
Coding region: 1813-2076 (87 amino acids)
Cellular component (GO): perinuclear region of cytoplasm
Molecular function (GO): calcium ion binding; transition metal ion binding
Source: RefSeq, a predicted model, not a curated record